UCUUCACUUUCCUGCUUUCCCAGCUCCACAAAGGCUGUCUAAACAAAAAGAGAAGAUAACAGGCACUUUUCACUGUUCCUGACAACUCCUCUCCUUUCCUGCACUUCUAAAACCUCUGAUUUGUGCCCUCUGCUUUCUUGCUGCCAUGGAGAAGGUCCAAUACAUAACCCGCUCUGCUCUGAGGAGAGCCUCAACUAUUGAGGUCAACCCACAAGCACGCCAAAGGCUCCAGGAGCUCUUUGUGAAUUUCUGCCUGAUCUUAAUUUGCCUCUUGCUGAUCUGUAUCAUUGUGAUGCUCCUCUGAAGUUCCAGCACUUCUCUGCACUGUUCUCUAGGAAAGCCGCCCAAAGGGAAGAGCGACCUCCACUUCCAACCCCAAUGCAAGGAUCCCCUUGGGAGAGGGGCUAGCACUUGGACUAAGGCUGUGCUGUGUGCCAGCCAUCGCGCUGCUCUUACUGCCUGCCACAUGUAUUAAAAACACACUUCUGUGCUGAA
This is a messenger RNA of Meleagris gallopavo (turkey), 495 nucleotides long. Lineage: Eukaryota; Metazoa; Chordata; Aves; Galliformes; Phasianidae. The record is from RefSeq and is a predicted model, not a curated record.